CGCGCUUUCCAUGAUUAGAGUCGCGUCUUGGAAAAGUUACAACCCCGGAAACUCAAUUGAGGAAAGCAAAAAGUAUCAGCAAAAGUAUCCAAGUACAACUUCUGCAUUCUCAACUUCGUUUAUGUAGCGAUACUCAUCUUAAGUCCCGCAAACCACCACGAUGCUCAGGGCAGACUUCAAUCGAGUAGACCCCAAGAGACGCCAAGUUCUCGACCAUCGAAAAAGACAAUUCGCCGAUCCGACCUACAAGCAGGCGGAAUACGCCCAUCGUCUAAAUUUCUACGAGACUCCCCCGACGGCGGACAUCACCCUCGAACAAUUCGAACAAUGGGCUAUCGACAGACUGAGGGUCCUUGCCGAGCUAGAAGCAUGCUCGUUUCGAAACAAGACGCAAGCUGAGACAGCGGCACAUAUGAAGCCGCUCCUCGAGAAGUAUCUUCCGCUCGACUCCAAUACGGCCGCCUCGACCCAGCUUCCCGCUCAGAGACAGAAAGAUCACUACAGCCACUUCAUACUCCGACUCGCCUUCGCGUCGACCGAAGACCUACGACGGAGGUUCAGUCGGGUAGAGACCAUGCUCUUCCGCCUACGGUUAGACGACGGUCUUACGCGCGAGCGAAAUGCUUUCAUCCAAAGUCUGAACUUGGACUGGGAAGCUGUCACGAAGGAAGAGCAGGACAAAUACUUCGCCGAACUAAGCGCGACAAGUGGACUAAGAAAAGGAGAGGAAGACACCUGGUACAAAGUCGAUUGGGAACGCGUACCAGAUCUAGUCGAGGCAAGGAAAGUGUUCCUGAAAGCUGGGAAGGCUUACGUACCUUCAAAAGAGCUACCCAGCAUGGUGAUCGCCGAGUUCACGAAAAGGCUUGAUCGGGCGUUAGAACUUACGGCCCGCGCGCUGCCACGACUUGACGAAGACGACCGACUUACACCUAUUCUCGACCACCUAUCGAAGAACUUCGUCACUCCCGACGCUUCGUACAGCAGCUCCACUUCUAGCGUCCCUGGCGCCGAGAUCACGGCGCGCAAUGUCGAUAACCUAUCUCAACACUUCCCGUUGUGCAUGCAGCAUCUGCAUAGAUCAUUACGUCGGGACGCCCACUUAAAACACUUCGGACGUCUGCAAUACACCCUCUUCCUGAAGGGUAUCGGCUUAAACCUGGAAGAAUGUCUAAUCUUCUGGAGAAGCUCCUUCCACAAAAUCACGGAUGAUACGUUCAACAAAGAAUACAGGUACAACGUACGACACGCAUACGGCGAUGUUGGUGGAGACUCGAACCGUCGUGGAGGCGGUUACUCGCCAUUCUCAUGCCAGAAGAUCCUGACGGAACACCCGCCCGGCCCGGGUGAAGCUCACGGGUGCCCAUACCGACACUUCAGCUUGGAGAACUUGACUACGUUGCUGCAACAAACGGGCGUAUCGGAUCGUUCGGUCCUACAAGGUGUUAAGGAAGACAAGGAUAAUCAGAAAUUUCAUAUGGCCUGUAACCGUGUGUUUGAAUACGUCCACAAAAAUGAGCUCCGGAAAGCCAAGGAUGAAAGUAUCAUGUCGUCGCAACAGCUCGAGACGAUCGUUCACCCCAACGAGUACUUCAGAAGGAGCUUCCUUCUGAAAAAUCUCGGGAAGGUCAAAGAAGACCAAGAUGUGAAGAUGGAGGGCUUCUAACGAAGUUUUUAAUUAAAUUAUGUUAAUAUCUCAUGAUAAAUGGGAGUCUUGCAGGGCGUGCGUGGGAUCGUACGCGCUGGAGACAUGCAUGGCGGGCGAAGGAUCCGAACCGGCGUUGUGGUGUUCACCAAUGAUUCAGAUGGCAUAACGUUGAAUUUCAAGUUAUUUUUUCACCGCAUCGGUUACACCGCACAAGCUGGAAUGUGUGGCUUACAGUAUUAAAUAAAGAUAGGUGAUAAGUAAGCUGUUGGUGACGACUUUCUGACGAAGCUCGCUACAUAAGCACGUCGCACAACAGUUAAUACAGCAGUUAAUAGACGCCCUAUCCAGCACGUACGACA
Messenger RNA from Annulohypoxylon truncatum, 2007 nucleotides. RefSeq names its product DNA primase, large subunit. Gene Ontology annotation, biological process: DNA replication, synthesis of primer. The coding region runs from base 161 to 1666 and encodes 501 amino acids. Lineage: Eukaryota; Fungi; Ascomycota; Sordariomycetes; Xylariales; Hypoxylaceae. The record is from RefSeq and is a predicted model, not a curated record. Gene Ontology annotation, cellular component: alpha DNA polymerase:primase complex. The transcript has 3 exons.